Molecule: messenger RNA, 1181 nt
Organism: Cyprinus carpio (common carp)
Lineage: Eukaryota; Metazoa; Chordata; Actinopteri; Cypriniformes; Cyprinidae
Product: intraflagellar transport protein 20 homolog
Biological process (GO): centrosome localization; intraciliary transport; protein localization to cilium
Cellular component (GO): intraciliary transport particle B; Golgi apparatus; cilium
Source: RefSeq, a predicted model, not a curated record
AAAACACUCUUGUACACCCCUCUGUCUCAUCACGCGGUGGAUCGGCGUCUCCUAGCAGCCCAGACUGUCAGACUCACACAGACGCGAGGAGGAGGAGGAGGUCAGUCCAGCAGGAGCGCCACAUAAUCAAAUCAACGCCAGGCAGGUUUAGGUCCUCUGGUCAUGGCUAAAGACCCGAUGGCCGAAGCUGGUCUUCACUUUGAUGAACUCCACAAACUGCGAGUCCUCGAGCCUGAUGUGAGCCAGAACACCAUUGAGCUCAAAGAGGAAUGCGAGGACUUUGUGGACAAGAUAGGUCAGUUUCAGAAAAUUGUAGGUGGACUUAUUGAACUUGUGGAUGAGCUAGCAAAGGAAGCCGAAACUGAAAAAAUUAAGGCCAUAGGUGCAAGAAAUUUACUGAAAUCGGUUGAAAAGCAACGGGAGGCUCAGCAGCAACAGCUUCAGGCGCUGAUUGCAGAAAAGAAGAUGCAAUUGGAAAGGUAUCGAAUAGAAUAUGAAGCUCUUCAAAAAGUCGAAGCAGAGCAGAGUGAAUUCAUUGAUCAGUUUAUACUGCAGAAAUAAGAAUGCUUUAUUUUCUGUCGGACAAGAAAAGUGAUGCUAUGCAUCUUGAUUUACAAUGACUUCCUAAUAAGUGCAGGGUCCCUAACAGAAUCAACCAGUUAAUAGGUGACAGCAGACAUCUGUUUCAGCCUCUGACUCUGAGGUGUUAACAGAGUGCUUUUGCAUGACCAGUUCAAUGAAGCACAUACUUGUAAUCUAUCCAACCAUAGAUCAUAAUCUCAGAUGAAAGCUAUUUAUAUACAAAAGUUAUUUAUACUAUUUAUAUGUAAAUUAGUUUGUAAAACAGUUUUUUUUUUACAGAAGGAAAAUACAGUAUUUGCAUGUUACUGUAAAUAAUUCCAUUAUGAGACCUCAUCGGUUAAAUUGUUUAUUUUUUGUAUGAUUUGUAUUUUGACUGCUGUUUGUGUCUGAUUGAAAAAUGCAUUCAUUUUUUUUCUCAUAUGCUCAUGGGACCACAACCAAAAUAUUUUCUGUAGAAGUUAGGGAAAACUAUUUAAAACAAAAUUCAUUUAUUGUUUGUUUACAUUUACCAUUUAGAUCAUCAAGUGUGUAACCUCAAUAUGCGACAAAGUUUAUACAGAUUUGAAGAACAUUUUGAAUAAAAAUAUAUUUUGCAUUUA